CUGCGCUGCAGCCCAAUGGGAAUAGUGGCGCUUCCCUUUCUCCCGCUUCCUUUCUCCACCCCCAGCUCGGGGCUGGGGAGGCGGGAGGUGGCGGUGCUGCAGCCCAGCCACCGGCGGGGCGCGGGGCAGUGGGAGCCCCGCUCGGCCCCUUUUUCACCGCCGCAGAAAUACCUGCGGGGGAGAAGGAUGCUGGGGGGCAGUUGCCCCUCUCUGCGGGAGCCGCCCCGGGCAGGAGGAGGAGGAGGAGGAGAGGAAGAGAAAGGAGCAGGAGGGAAGUGGGGAAGUUGCGCCUUGCGCGCCCCGCCGAGAGCUGGAGCCAUGGGCCCCGCCGGGGGGGUGCGGGUCGCCCCCUCGCUGCUGCUCUCGCUGCUGCUCGGAGCCUCGGCCCCGCUGUGGCUGCGGGCGGAGAAGCUGGGGGAUGGAUGUGGGCACAUGGUGAUGUAUCAAGACAGCGGGACCCUGGCAUCCAAGAACUAUCCUGGGACGUACCCAAACUACACUCUUUGUGAAAAGAAAAUCCAAGUGCCUCCAGGAAAACGCCUGAUCUUAAAAAUUGGAGACCUGGAUAUUGAAUCACAGAAAUGUGAAUCCAGCUACCUUACCAUCCAGAGCUCUUCAACAUUGCAUGGGCCAUAUUGUGGUAAUGUGAUGCCUGUCCCCAAAGAAAUUAUUCUGGACAGCAAUGAAGCGACUAUUCACUUUGAGAGUGGAUCCCAUGUGUCAGGACGAGGCUUUCUGUUGUCCUAUGCCAGUAGUGAUCAUCCAGAUCUAAUCACAUGUUUGGAAAGAGCUAACCACUACACACAGACUGAAUACAGCAGAUACUGUCCUGCUGGCUGCAGAGACAUAGCAGGUGACAUUUCUGGGAAUAUCGAAGAAGGAUACAGAGAUACCUCGCUGCUGUGCAAGUCGGCGAUACAUGCAGGCGUUAUCGCAGACGAGCUGGGCGGGCAGAUCAGCGUCACCCAGCAGAAGGGCAUCAGCCACUAUGAAGGUGUCUUCGCCAACGGCAUCCCCUCACAUGAUGGGUCACUGUCAGAUAAGCGGUUUAUGUUUACUUCAAAUGGCUGCAACAAAUCUCUCAGUCUGGAAGAGGGAUUCCUCUCUAAGAGCCAGAUUACUGCAUCUUCCUACUGGGAGGACAGCAAUGAAUUUGGGCAGCUAUUCCAGUGGUCUCCUGACAAGGCUUGGCUUCAAGUCCCGGGAUUGGCUUGGGCCUCUAACCACAGCAGCAAUCGUGAAUGGCUGGAGAUAGACCUUGGAGAGAAGAAGAGAAUAACAGGGAUUAAGACCACUGGUUCUGGAUACAUGACGUUGAAUUUCAACUUCUACAUAAAGACAUUUACAAUGAACUACAGAAAUAACAACUCAAAAUGGAGAACCUACAAAGGGAUUCUGAGCAAUGAAGAAAAGAUAUUCCAAGGCAACUCCAACUCCGGUGAUGUAGUACGCAAUAACUUCAUCCCUCCAAUAGUGGCCCGUUACGUGCGAAUUAUCCCUCAAACUUGGAACCAAAGAAUAGCAUUGAAGCUCGAGCUGAUGGGUUGUCGAAUUAUGCAAGCUAAUAGUUCAUUUACACAUUCAAUGUGGCAGAAGCCAAGUCAGAGCACAGAAGCCUCCCUUGGAAAAGAGGACAGGACUGUAACAGAGCCCAUCCCAUCAGAAGAAACUAACUUAGGCUUGAAGCUUACCGCUAUAAUUGUCCCCAUCCUCAUCGUGCUGUGUCUGUUCCUGUUCUCUGGAAUUUGUAUCUGUGCAGCCCUACGCAAGCGAGAAGCCAAGGGACUUUCUUAUGGAUUAUCCAGUGCUCAGAAAUCAGGUUGUUGGAAACAAAUCAAGCAGCCCUUCACCAGACAUCAGUCAACUGAAUUUACCAUCAGCUAUAAUAAUGAGAAGGAGACACCACAAAAACUAGAUCUGGUCACCAGUGACAUGGCAGAUUAUCAGCAGCCUCUCAUGAUCGGGACUGGGACGGUGACACGGAAAGGAUCUACUUUUCGACCCAUGGACUCUAAAGAUGAGGGAAGAAGGGGGAGUUUAGAGUUCGAAAAUCACUACCACUGUCCAAACAGAGCUAACCGGCAUGAAUAUGCCCUGCCACUGACCAGCCAAGAGCCUGAAUAUGCCACCCCCAUCAUAGAGAGGCACAUUACAAGAGAGAAUAACUUCCCUUCUGAAAACGGCUACAACAUACCUGUAAUCUCAUCUCAGAUACAUGCGCUUUCUGCUGGCAGCUUCUCUAGUUCAUGUAAGACCGAAACCAUGAAUGGAGACUAUCAGACACCCCAGAGUGUCAUAAGCUACGACAAACCCAAAGUUAACGGUGUUCUGACCUCUGUGAGCUACAGCACGGACUACCAGAAACCUCAGCCGAAUGCCCUCGGGAGCGAGGGUUACUCGACACCCAGAGACUGCCUAAAGCCAAUAAGCCAGACAGCAAUGACAGCUCUCUUGUGAUCUGCCGGAGCAGGAGAGACACUGAGCGCAGGAACGUCACCGCACAGCUUUCUGAAGCGAAAACAGAGUUUGGAAGGACUCUGCUGCGGGAGGCAGAAGGCAAACAAGCCCCUGUGUACAUAAUAUUGCAGUCUUGCUGGGUUCUGACAUCUGAAGAAAGCAUAUGCUGUUUAUCACUGUUUAUAGCAAGAGAGAUGUUAUCAGUGAAGACUGUACAUCUUAUUUUCUGUAACUGAUCUCAGUGCUCCACUUGCAAUGUGUGCAAUUUGUACAUAGCUUUUAUUUAAGGAGAAUUUCUUAAGUUUCCUUUUCACCUGGGAGAUUGAAAGAACUGCAGAAAUACCUAUUUAAGGAAAACAGUCCUCCUUCUCCGUCUUUGUUUUACCUGCUGUUGGCAGCUGUAAAUGGUGUAUCUUAUGGUUGUGGUGAUUCAUCUCCUUUCUUAAAACUGACGAUAGUGCAUCACUGUAGUUCUUACUGGGAAAGUAAAAGAAGCAAAACUACUUAAAGCAUAAUGUGCACAAGAGAAGGCAGCUGAGCAUUUAAAUUACAUGCUCAAACCCACCUUCCUGGCUGCUUUUUUAGCAGCAGUUCUUACAUGCUUGAAUUUGAUCUGUUGUAUGACCUGAGCCCGUCUAACUUGCUGUUCAUGAUAGAAACAGAUAGAAAGGCUGAAACCAGUUCUGGGUUCAAGCCAAGGUGAUCACUCUGCAAUAGAAAAACAAACAAACAACAAACCCAACACCUGUGAGUCUGGGGUUUGGGUUUUUUUCUUCAGGAAGUGUGUGUGGAACCAAAAUUUGAAUUUGCAGCUGGGAAUUAAAUCCUGUUCAAGUCCUAGCUGAUGCUUUUGCUGCUAAACUAAAAGGAAAUCUGUUCCUUGGCACAAAGCAGGAAACUUCCUGAACUCCUCAUUGCUCCAGUAUUUGUCUUACAAAUUUCUAUUUGAAAUAUUUUGACGAAGUAAAACAUGGUGUGUGUAUGGCUUGGCUUGCUGCGGCAGUUAAAUUUGCAAGACAGCAGAUCAGCACAGUUGUGUUAAAAUAGUUUUUCUUUUGCAGCUAAUGCUACCCUUAAUUCUGGUUUUGGACAAACUUGAAAAAGCACAGGGAUGGGUGCAAUGUAUUAUAUAGUAGCUGGCUUCUCUUUCAGCAGAGGCGUCAUUGAAGCGAAACAGCUUCUAGUAGCAACUGGGACUGUCGGCUGCCCUUCUACCUGCAGUGCUUGGAGCGUCACUUUGGAUUCGAAAGAUUAUCCUAAAUUGUCUUCUUGAGAAGAAGAACGGUGCUAUAUUGAAAGCACAAGGUUGUGAAAUGAGACUAGUAAAACCUGAGCUCUUCAAAAGUUGCUAUCUGAAGGCUCUCCGUUUCCUUGCACAUAAAUGUGGGAUAAUUUGCAAAGGAUGCAGCAAAGAUCUGUAGUCUGUUCUCAGUGUGCUUUCAGAUCCUCGGGUGGAAAAGUGCUGUCAGAGUACAGACUAGUUGCAGUGGUACUACUCACAAAUAUUGCUAAAUCCAGCCAUACCUGACCUUAAGGCAAGCUCUCAGUGAGUUCUUUCCAUAUGCUUGUUUUGUGGCCAUUCCCUCGUGUUGCCACACCAUGCAUGCGAUUCCCAUGCAAAGAAGAAAGUGUCAAGGUAACCUCGUAGCCUUCCUGUGUUUGCUGUCAAUACAGUUUCUGUGAAAUGUCUAAAACACCUCAGGUCCUGAAGCGAAACAGCAGCAGCCUGUUUGUUAGACCGAGCUGGGCAGUGUUGUUUACCUUCUGUUGUUUACAUGUCUGUGUAAAUAAAGAACACUGGUAUUUGUAAAUCA
Messenger RNA from Pezoporus flaviventris, 4271 nucleotides. It is a transcript of the gene DCBLD1, whose product is annotated as discoidin, CUB and LCCL domain containing 1. The transcript is spliced from 15 exons. Bases 16 to 2457 code for a protein of 813 amino acids. The record is from RefSeq and is a predicted model, not a curated record. Lineage: Eukaryota; Metazoa; Chordata; Aves; Psittaciformes; Psittacidae.